Messenger RNA from Rotaria sordida, 1026 nucleotides. NCBI's taxonomy places the organism in Eukaryota, Metazoa, Rotifera, Eurotatoria, Philodinida, Philodinidae. The record is from the annotation of a GenBank genome assembly.
AUGUUCGAUUGGAAUUGGCUUUGGGUAGUCGGUGAAAUUGGUAUAUCUUAUGGAUUUUAUCGAUGGUGGAAAUCGAAUGAUAAAUUCUUGGCUGUUUUAGAGGUAGCACCUGAUAUUGAUAUAAAUGAUUUAAAACAAUUUUCAUCAUCAAGAACUUUUAUCGAUUAUGCAGCUAUACAUGGAAUUGUUCGAACAAAUGAUUCAAAAUCAAAUUCAGUAUUAAAAUCUCAAUUUCAUCCACAUUGUCUAGGUGUUAUUCAUCGUUUAACUAUACGUGAAAAAAAACUUGAAAAACUUCGUAAUGUUUGGACUGAAACAAAUAAAACAAUUAGUGAUAUAAUACGUCAUGUACCAUUUCGACUUGUUUCACCAUCAGGAAAUUAUAUUCGUAUUGAUACACCAAUAAAAUUUGAUUCAAUUGAAGAUCAAUUAGAAGUAAUUCAUGUAAAAUUUGAACCUAAUACUUCAUCUUCUAUACAAAAAAUUGUUGAUACAUUUCUUGGAGAUUUAUCAGCAGGUGUUGAAACUAAAGAACAAAUGUUAUUAGUCGAUGCUCCAUUAACUGGUGUUGGUCGUCUUGAAAAACAAUCUAAUGGUAUUUGGUAUCUUGUUCCACAUAAAAAAUGGGGUGGAAUAUUAACACGAUCAACUCGUGCUGAAAUUGUUGCACAAUAUCGUGAUCGUUCUCUUAUAGUUCGAGUUAUAAGUAUAUGUUUUGGUGUUGCUGCUAUUGGUACAGCUGCUUAUUUAUUGUAUAAAUAUUAUUUCAAACGUCGACAACAAACAAAUCGAUUACCAAAUAUUUCACCAAUAAAUAAUACAAAUCAAACAGAUAAUAAUUCAAAUGCUCGACUUCAUUGUGUUAUAUGUUUAGAAAAUGAAAUUGUUUAUAGUCUUCAACCAUGUUCACAUUUAGGUUUAUGUCAUUCAUGUGCACAAACAUUACAAUCAAGAAAUCGUGGUGAAGAAUUAUGUCCACUUUGUCGUACACCUAUUCAAGAAUAUCAACGUAUAUUUUUACCAUAG